Molecule: messenger RNA, 1180 nt
Organism: Astrephomene gubernaculifera
Lineage: Eukaryota; Viridiplantae; Chlorophyta; Chlorophyceae; Chlamydomonadales; Astrephomenaceae
Source: the annotation of a GenBank genome assembly
AUGGCACAGGAAUUCUUUAUCUUGGGCUUCCAAAGUACUUCAGCCUCAGGUCUAAGGCGAACUCCUUACCUUCGUGCUUCAUGUCAUCACUAGAGAAUUCGCAUGGCUUCAUCAGUACCGGAAAGGCGGUGCGCCACGCGUUAGGUAGCCAGGGCGACGGUAGCUAAUGUCGAGCCCCGACAAGUCCGCGGCGCUUGCGCGUUUGCUCAGCCGCAAUACUACCAAGAGUUCUAAGCGUCGAGAUGAAACUCGAUCGGACAAGCCGGGGGAGCGUAGGAAGAGCUUCCAGUUUGCGUCGACGACGGAUGGGCAGGCCCUAAAUCGCAUACGAGAGGGGCUCAACUGGUCCUCCGAUGUGGAGGGCAGCUCCUCCAGUCGGAGCCGGCCCUGGAGUGCAGCAGCCUUCGUCCAUGCCUUACACCCUGUCGCCAGCUUUACCCCCUUCAGAUAUGGCAAGCUUUCAGACCUCGACAUGCACAUCGCGGGUGCAAUCGAGCGCCGCGACACGCAUCGCGACUUGCUGGCGGAAACCAUGGAGCGUAUGGCCAAGCACAACGCGCGGCUCAAGAUGGAGGCGCAGCGGCUGCGACUGGAGUCGCAGGACCGGGCGGCGCGGACCAUCCAGAUCUACUGGCGCCUGUACCGCGAGCGGCUGAUUGAGCAGCGCAAGGAGGAGCGGCGCAAGCGGAGCACCUGGAUGGAGAGCGUCCGGCGCAGGCCGCUGCGGGAGGGCUCCGACUCCUCUGAGGACUGGGAAGACGAGGAGGAGGAGGAGGAGGGCGGAGAAGGCGGCGAGGGGAGGGGCGGCAAGAGCGGCAAGGGCCGCAAGAAGGGCUCAGGCAACGACGACAAGAAGAAGCAUCGCAAAAAAGCGAAGAAAAAGGCCGAGAGCAAUGCCGCCAGCGACCCUCGAAAAGCCAGACCCAGGCGCAAGAGCAAGCGCAAGGGCGCCGGCCCGGCUGGGGUCGCAGGAGAGGGCGGUGCGGGUGAGGGCAACGGCGCGGACCAGCUGGAUGAGGGGGAGCGGGAGCUGGAGGAGCAGGAGCUGCAGUGGCAGCGCAUUAAGGCGCGGGUGCUGCGGGAAAGCGAAAUCGCGGAGAUGAGGGCUCGAGGGCGCGGUGGCGAACAACGGAUCGGGAGUACGGGGACGUUGGAGACCCUGGACGAGAGCUUUGUGGAG